Molecule: messenger RNA, 1782 nt
Organism: Pleurotus ostreatus (oyster mushroom)
Lineage: Eukaryota; Fungi; Basidiomycota; Agaricomycetes; Agaricales; Pleurotaceae
Gene: TFB1
Product: RNA polymerase II transcription factor B subunit 1
Exons: 12
Coding region: 1-1782 (593 amino acids)
Biological process (GO): nucleotide-excision repair; transcription by RNA polymerase II; transcription by RNA polymerase I
Cellular component (GO): transcription factor TFIIH core complex; transcription factor TFIIH holo complex
Source: RefSeq, a predicted model, not a curated record
AUGCAGACGACCAUAUGUACCGCAAAGGCAUCCUACAAAAAAGCUCCCGGUCUGCUCGAACUCACUAACACCCAUCUCCAAUGGACUCAGGAUGGGAAGAAGACUCCAGCGGUACGCGUCCCCCAUGCUGAGGCUUUCUCGCUAUUCUGCAGCAAGGACGGCGCGCCGCAGGUUAGGCUGAAGAUUGGGCUCGUAGGCGAUGAUGCGGGGCAUAACUUUACAUUCACCUCACCGCAACCAACUUCGAUAACUGAACGCGAGAAAUUCAAGAAGGAGAUGACUAUGAUCAUAAGCCGGAACCGAAGCGCGUCAGAGUUGGCCCCCAAGCUGGCUUUACCUACACCUCCCCCUGCCGCACCCGUAUCAGUGCCAACACCUACUGCUUCUGACCCGAAGUCGCUGCCUGCUCGAAUCGCAACCCAUCGCGCAGCUUCGGUUGCAAGCGAACGUAGAGCGGCGACACCAGUCUUGACGGGGAUUGAUCCAGUCAGCGAUUUUCGUCUUCGUAAGAAGGUCCUAGUUAGCGACCCGGAGCUGGCUGCCUUGCAUCGUGAGCUCGUAAUAAGCGGCCAAAUAAGCGAGGCUGAAUUCUGGGACGGACGCGAGCAUCUCCUCCUCGCACAAGCUGCAUUCGAGAAUCAGAAGAAGGGUAAAUCCGGCCAACUGGUAGAUCCUCGACCAGAAACAGUUGAGGGCGGCGAAAUCAAAAUUCGUAUCACCCCGCAGUUGGUGCACGACAUAUUUGACGAAUAUCCUGUCGUAGCUAAGGCAUAUAACGAUAACGUGCCAAGUAAAUUAUCCGAGGAAGAGUUCUGGAAGCGGUAUUUCCAAUCAAAGUUGUUCAAUGCCCACCGAGCUUCUAUACGUUCGUCUGCCACGCAACACGUAGUUCGGGAGGAUCCAAUAUUCGACAAGUAUUUGGAGAAGGAAGACGAUGGCCUCGAACCGCGACGCCAGGUGACGGGGGAUAUUGAUAUCUUCGUGAAUCUUGGAGCCACACUAGAGGAUCACGGACAGACUGGUAAUGAUAAAGAUGUGACGAUGCAAGCUGGCCGACAAAGGGGAGCGUUGCCGUUGAUCAGGAAAUUCAAUGAACAUUCUGAGAAGCUAUUGAACUCUGCUCUCGGGGAAAAUUCGUCGAAGCGACGGAGAGUCGACAUGAAGGAAUACGAGUAUUCUCAGGUUGACCUAGAUGAUCUCCACGACCCCGAGGCUUCGAAUGGAAUCGUCCUCGAGAUGCAGGAUCGGCAAAGGUAUUUCGAGGGUAGAACGAACGCCCCCGAAGAGACAGUGGAGAAGCUGGACUUGAAGUCGAUGAUCUUGGAAUCGAAGGCCAACUUGUUCAAUUGGGAAUCCAAGUUGAAUCAGCUCAAAAUCGAGAGAAAAUCUGGGGAUGCGGCGCUUUUAUCCAUGACACAGAACGUCGCCGCGCGUUUAGACGUUCGAACUAAGAAAAACGAUAUACCCGAGGGGCUGUUUAGGCAAAUGACCACUUGCCAGACGGCAGCGAACGAGUUCUUACGGCAGUACUGGUUGUCUACAUAUCCUCCCCCGACGGAUGUUCAGACGGUGGUUGCCGCGACCCCCGCACAGCGUGCGGCCAAGGCCGCAAAAAUGAUCGGAUACCUCAGUCGAACUCGGGAAAAAGUUGAUGCCAUUAUAAGAACAGCCCAAGCUGCGGGGUUCGACCCCAACCGAAUUGAAGUGGCCAUGAAACCUCUCCUUGAUUCCGUCAAUUGGGCUCUCACUUCGUAUCAAAACAGAACCAACUCUCGUGUUUGA